Bipolaris maydis ATCC 48331 is the source of this 1524-nucleotide messenger RNA. RefSeq lists its product as uncharacterized. Lineage: Eukaryota; Fungi; Ascomycota; Dothideomycetes; Pleosporales; Pleosporaceae. The record is from RefSeq and is a predicted model, not a curated record.
AUGAGUGUCGCCCCAUGUGAUAGUGCGCUGCACGCUCAACUUCAACUUGCUUCUUACGAGUACGAAACGCUUGAGCAGCGCUAUCGAAAUCUUGUAACAAGACAUGAGGAGCUGAGCAAGCUUUGCUCGGCAUACAGAGAUGUCAUUUGCGGCUUCUCAACAGGUGAAGAGCAAGCACCCAGCAUCGAGCAACUACGUGCUGAAGCUGGCCGCGAGGGCAUGCGUGCCAAAGCCCUCGAAGCCGACGUGCUUAAGCCAAUCAUCCGAGAAGCCGGAGGACUGCAAGCGCUCGUGUCGCAAAUGCAGUCUGUGCGGUCACUGAUUGAGAGGACCGGCAGUCUUCCAGAGCUUGAAGAGCUGGUCUCAGCUGUGAACUUAUUCCGCGUUGGCUUAGACAAGGUCGGGGGCCUCCAGGGUCUAUACGGCCUCAUGGCCGAAGUUAAGGAUUUACGGGAGCAGCAGCUUGCGUUUCGAGAGACGAAAGCUAGGGUUGAUUGUCCCAAUGGACUCGCUGCAAAAGCAGCAAAGUAUGACAGUCUUAUGCAAGCUUUCAGUGCUGUCCAAGCUACAGAGGAACACACCGCUCCAGCUGGGACCGCAACAAUUAAUCCUGCACGAGCGACUCUCAUUGCUUCUGUACCACUCGAGAUGGACCCAUAUCGUGAUCUGUAUGAAGCUCCCCGGGUCGAGAAGCCACGCAACAAAACCGGUUCAAACAACAUCCCCUUGGGACCUGCACGUGCACACGGACGAACAACCAGUCAGAUUGAUGAGCAACCAUCGUUGAAGCGAGAACCGCUAGAAAAUAUGGAGGAAAUCAUCAGCAAGCGCCCUCGAGUCGACCUUGAACGUUUCUCAACUCAGAUAAAAAGGUCCAUGCCAUCGUUUCAUAUACAAAAGCCAUCAUUGCAUAUACAAAACUCAUCAUUUGAUCGUCACAAGCAGCCAACCGAACAUGAAGUACCACGUUCUCAAUCAAAACCGACAGUCAAACCAGAAGACCUCUACCGUACUGAGAUACAAAGUCUUCGUACACACAAUCAACAGCCUGAAAUUUCACCCCUCUUAGCUGUCGCCACUGAGAGCAUUAAUUUACCCAAAUCUAUGAUGGUUGGCCGUUAUCCGAUUGCCCUUUGGACAGGUGACGCUGACCCUCAUGCUCCGGAACGGCCUGGGCAGAUGAAAAAGAGCGGUGCUAUUCCCGGGGAGCUAGGCAGAUUUCUGGCCAGUGAGAUUUCCAAGUACAUCACUGGCGCGGUCGGUCAGCUCCUUGACACGAUGCCGCCGAAUAGGGACACAUGCAUACUCCGAUACAUUCUGGAUGGCCAUAGGCCUUCAGGCCAACCGCAGACGCGAAAGGCUUGUCCCUUGUGCUCAUCAACAUGGGUUAAGCAUCACCGUCCAUGCGCCUUGCUCCUCGAGGUUGACGGUGUUCGCACUGUGGUGUUCAUGCCACUUCCUGGUAUACCUGGUGAUCACACAUACUGGACCGAGAAGAACCACUGGGUAAAGGGCACUGAAUAG